AUGCUGAAAAACAUUAAAAUGCUUUUUGAUGCCCAAAACGAGUUCCCGAAGUCCACACUGACAUGGAGGCUUGCGGAGUUUUGGGGGAUCUUUGAGGCUAUUGCAAAUCUAACUUCUCCAGAAAUGGUGGAGGUGGUGAUUGGUUGUGCGGGUAAUCUUAUAGCUAAAAUUGGAGAAAAGCUGAUUGCUGAGACUCGCCGUCAUCUGGGAUACGUGCUUUACUACCACAACUAUGUUGAAAGUCUAAAGCAACAAGUGGAGAAGUUAAUGGUCAAAUCAGAAGGAAUCACGCUAGAAGUGGAAGAAGCAAGAAGAAACGGAGACGUUGUUGCACCUGAAGUUGAGCAGUGGUUUACAAGUGUGGAGGUAAUUUAUGAAGAGUCUAUGAGAUUCCUCGAAAUUGAAGUUCGAGAAAACAAGGGUAUCCUGAAUGGUUGGUUUCCAGACAUCAAAAAACGUUACAUCUUAAGCAAAAAGGCAAAGAGGAAGACUCAGAAGGCUGCAACACUAAAAGCUGAAGUAUUUCAUAAAAUAUCCUACCCAGCACCUCCGCUAGCAGUAGGAGACAGAUCUAUAGGAGAUUUUAGAAACUUUGAAUCAAGAAUACCAAUCAUAGAUCAGUUGAUGAAGUUGCUAAAGGAUGACACAAAACAAAUUAUUAGUAUAUGUGGUAUGGGAGGAUCAGGAAAGACAACAAUGGUGAAGGAAGUCGCCAGGCGUGUACAAGGGGAGAAAUUGUUUGAUGAGAUCACAAUGGCAGUGGUGUCCAAAGAACACAAUCUGAUGAAGGUUCAAGAAGAUCUAGCAAAAUGGUUGGGCUUAAGAUUUAAAGCCACGACUUUAGAAGGAAGGGCGAAUGAAUUAUGGAGACGGCUACUCCAAAGCAGGAAGGGAAAUCUUGUGAUACUUGAUGAUAUAUGGAAACACAUUGAUUUGAAGAAUAUUGGAAUUCCUUUCGGAAAAGAAUACAAAAAUUGCAAGGUAAUUUUGACGUCACGAAGCAAAGAUGCCUGCAAAGCAAUGGGAUGCGAAGAUGUUCUAUUACUUGAUAUAUUAACACCAUCAGAAGCAUGGAGUCUUCUGGGAGAGAUGGUUGGUGAUGAUCUGCAAGAUGAUCCUGAUCUCUGUGAAAUUGCGUCUGAAAUUGCAAAAAAGUGUGGUGGUUUACCUAUUGCGAUAGUAUGCCUCGGUAGGGCACUGAAGGACAAAAGGAAAGAAGUGUGGAAGGAUACAUUAUUAAAACUGCAGAGGUCUGUUGUACCAACAAAUAUUGAAGGUGUGAAGGAAGAUGUUUAUCAAUCUCUGCAAGCAAGUUAUGAUCUUUUGGAGGAUGAAGAAGCCAAGAAACUCUUCCUCUUAUGUUGUCUAUAUCCAGAAUAUGCAAAUGUCCCCCUUGAAGCAUUAGUACGUUGUGGAUUUGGGUUAGAGUUCUUUAAACACAUUGACUUUAUAAUACAAGCAAGAGAUAGAGUACACGCACUCACUGAUAAACUUAGAAGUCGUUUUCUAUUGUUAAGUGGAGAUAGGAAGUCUACUGUGAAGGUACACAAUGUUGUACGUGCUGUGGGUAUAUCAGUUGCAUCUAGAUUGGAACCAAACAUGGAACAAUUCAGUGCAGUGGUGAUGCAUGAGGACAAAUGGCCUAGAGGCAUGACCUAUGGACAAUACAAAGCCGUUUCAGUUGUGUCAAAUGAGAUAUCUGAGCUUCCUUCACGUGGAUUGAGUUUCCAAAAACUUGAACUUCUGCAACUUGCAUGCCCAAAGCUCUCUUUAGAGAAAUUGAAUACCAUGUUUGAGACGAUGAAGAAGGUGAGAGUUGUUGAAUUGUGGAAUUUGUCACUAUUAUCAUUCUCAUCAAUCCUCUCUUCUUUGCCAAGAGAUAUUUUCGCUCUGUCUAUGGACUGCAAAAUGGAAACUAUUGGAGAUAUUAAGACGGAGGAGUUUGUGAAUCUUGAAAUACUAAGCUUGGGAAAUUGUGAUAUUACAGAGUUGCCAAUGGAGAUAGGAAAAUUUGCUAAUUUGAGGCUGCUAGACAUGAGUGGUUGUCGUUGGCUUGAAAGGAUCUCACCUGGUGUCAUCUCAAACUUGUCUCAACUAGAAGAACUAGACACUGGAUCGAAGUGGUGGGGAGAUGAAGAAGAAGGUGAUACAAGCCUCACCGAGCUAGAAUCCUUGACUAAUUUGAAAUAUUUAGGGAUUCGCAUUAAAUCUUCAAAUUUCCUCCCUAAAAAAGGUCUUUUUGAAAAGCUACAAAGGUAUGUAAUUUCUGUAGGAGUUCAUCUUGAAAAAUCACGUUCCUUCAAUAAGAGGAUCUUAUUGCUGAAGCUUGAGAUUACAGAUAGACAUUUAGGUGGUGGCAUCGACAAGUUGUUGCGGAUGAACACUGAGAUUGUAUUCUUGACUGGAGAUGGUAUAAAAACUGCUCUGAAGGAGCUAGUUCCUUCUGGUUUUCAGCAAGUGAAGAAUUUAACCGUCGAAUGCUGCAACAGUGAAGGGACAGAGUAUCUUUCAGAUUCCAGUUAUACAUCAAAUAGUGCUGGUGUCUUUACUAAUUUGGAAAAACUGCGUAUGGAAAAAAUGUGGCAUUUAAGAGGAAUACUACGUCAUGAUGGCCAAGGGCUUCCAAUUAGAUCAUUUUCUAGAUUACGCAAGAUCCAUCUGUCUGUUUUACCUGUAAUUACCUAUCUGUUUACACAGUCAGUAGCAACAAACUUGGUGCAUCUGGAAAGCCUUCGCAUAGAAUAUUGUACAAAUAUGGAACAAGUCAUUUUCAACCCAAGGCCUUCGGCAUUGGCAAGUACCAUUGAAAAUAAGAUUGUGUUCCCGAAGUUAUCCGAACUAAUCCUCAACUAUGUAAGCCUCGCUUGUUUCUCCCAUGGUCUCAACCUGCAAGUUGAGUUUCCGCAGCUAACAGUUCUAAAGCUUGAAUAUUUACCGAAUUUCCAUACCUUUUGUCCUGAAGAGAUCAAUCCGGCUUCCAAGGGCAAUCUCAAAGGCACUAACUUCCAUUAUCUGGUUGACAAUAAGGUUGAAUUUUCAAGAUUGGCUGAAUUGACAAUCAGCAACAUUGACAAUAUUAAGGAAGUUUGGUGCGGUCACCUUCCUAAUCUAGUGCACCUACAAGGACUCUAUAUUCAAUUCUGUCACAUGAUGGAAGAAGUGAUUUCAAUCCAACGACAUUCCAUAACUACAAUGGGAGAAACGAUUGUGUUCCUUCAAUUAAAAGAAGUAAUCCUUUUUGGAUUGAAUAGGCUCACCUUUUUCUGCCAAGGGGUUGAGCAUGUUCAGUUUCCCCAAUUGAGAGUUUUACGACUUCGUUGGCUAACACAUUUCAGAACUUUCUGUCCUGAAGAGACUACUGCUCACACAUCCUCGGUCUUUAAUGACAAGGUCACUUUUCCUAGUCUGGAGACACUUGAAUUGUCUGAACUGGACAGUGUUGAGGAGUUAUGGUCCAGCCAACUUCCCACAAGUCAGUUUGGUAAACUAAAAUCUCUUAGAGUGGAGAAAUGUCACAAACUGAUCAACAUAUUUCCAUCAGAAUUGGAAACACUAUUUCCUAGUCUGGAAAAGUUAGAUGUGGAGAAGUGUGAUUCACUCGAACAGGUGUGGGGUUCCGAAGGGGUACAAAUCAGAAACUUGAAAAGUGUUUUUGUUAGCGAGUGUCCAAAAUUGAGAAAUCUGUGCUCUUUUUACACAUUCAAAGGUCUUCCAAAUCUUCAGAUUCUAGAUGUGUCCAGUUGCAAGAUGAUGGAGGAAGUAGUGGAAGAUGAGCACAAAAAUGAAAAAAUGAAAGAAGUUGUUUCUCUUGGCAAAUUGGAAGAAGUGAAGCUUGCAUUUCUGCCAAAUCUUAAUUACUUCUCUCACACUAAAUGUGACAUGGAAAUGGCAGAACUAACGCAGGUGAUCGUCAAGAACUGCCCAGAAAUGCAUACUUUCUCUGGAAGUUCGGUGACCACACCAAAACUAAAGUAUGCAGUGAUUGAUGAUGUCAAGAGCUGGCUGGGUGACCUAAACAGUACCGUGGGGGACUGGUAUUCUAGUUGGGAAUAUUAGUUUGUUUGCCUCAAUACCAACUUCUUUGGAAAGUAAAGAUGAUGCAAGAACGAA
Cynara cardunculus var. scolymus (artichoke) is the source of this 4110-nucleotide messenger RNA. Its product is annotated as disease resistance protein RPS2-like. Lineage: Eukaryota; Viridiplantae; Streptophyta; Magnoliopsida; Asterales; Asteraceae. Gene Ontology annotation, molecular function: ATP hydrolysis activity; ADP binding. The transcript is spliced from 5 exons. The record is from RefSeq and is a predicted model, not a curated record. Bases 1 to 4056 code for a protein of 1351 amino acids.